Messenger RNA from Hyaena hyaena (striped hyena), 735 nucleotides. It is a transcript of the gene MRPL35, whose product is annotated as mitochondrial ribosomal protein L35. The transcript is spliced from 4 exons. Gene Ontology annotation, biological process: translation. NCBI's taxonomy places the organism in Eukaryota, Metazoa, Chordata, Mammalia, Carnivora, Hyaenidae. Gene Ontology annotation, cellular component: mitochondrion; ribosome. Gene Ontology annotation, molecular function: structural constituent of ribosome. The record is from RefSeq and is a predicted model, not a curated record. Bases 16 to 582 code for a protein of 188 amino acids.
GGGCAGGGUGGCAAGAUGGCGGUCCCUGCCUUUGCCCGUGCCGUGAGAGCCGCAUCAGGACUCUUACAGCCCCUAAAUACUUUGGCGUCUUCCGCCUACCAAAACGGUGUCAAGAAUGCCUGUCUUAGUUCUGCACUGUCCACCCGGCUUUUUAGUUCUCUGCAGACGCCAGUUGUUUCCUCUGCUCCCAGACUUGCCAUGUCUGUCAGAAACCUGAUGUGUGGACAUGCUGCAGCAGUCCUCAAUAGAGCAGCUCCCUUGCUUCCAAAUGUCCUGAAGCUACCAGUCAGAACCAUAACAUACUUCAGUUCACGGAAAGGGAAGAGAAAGACCGUGAAAGCUGUCAUCUACAGGUUUCUUCGACUUCAUUCUGGCCUGUGGCUAAGGAGGAAGGCUGGUUAUAAGAAAAAAUUAUGGAAAAAGACGACUGCAAGAAAAAGGCGCCUGAGGGAAUUCGUGUUCUGCAGUAAAACCCAGAGUAAGCUCUUAGAUAAAAUGACAACGUCUUUCUGGAAGAGGCGAAACUGGUAUGCUGAUGAUCCUUAUCAGAAGUACCAUGAUCGGACGAACCUGAAGGUAUAGAUCCGAAGUUUUACGACCUCCCGGUGACUGAACAUGUAUCUUUGUGUAUAUGAUGCCUUUGCAAAAAUGAAUAAGUAUAUAACCUGAUGUAAAUCGUGACAGUUGGUAUGGAAACACAGCUCCAACAUUAAACUUGAAUGUUUUAAAACUCAA